Lactuca virosa is the source of this 1990-nucleotide messenger RNA. The record is from the annotation of a GenBank genome assembly. Lineage: Eukaryota; Viridiplantae; Streptophyta; Magnoliopsida; Asterales; Asteraceae.
UUUUAGCAACAUAGCUGUUGCAGAUUAUUCCCUUUCGCCCUUGCCACCACCACCAACCACCACACAUCUCCAUCGUUCGUCGGAGUGAUCGCUGUUUUUACAAAACACAUCAAGUAGUUGAUACUCGUGAAUCUGGUUCUACGAGUUUGUUUGAUUUGAGAUCUGGAAGAUCUAGAAUGUCGAAAAUAUGGGGGAAUAUCGGCGCCUGGGCGGCGGAAGCGGAGCGUGCAGAGGCCGAAGAGAAAGAACAAGAGGCCGCAGCAGCGGCGGCAGCCGCGGCUGCUCCACCACAGAGUUAUCCGAGCUUGAAAGAGGCGGUGAACACUAACAAAGGGAAGAAAAAGACGAAGAUGACCUUGCAGGAGUUCACGAUGGGCGGAGCUGGAGGUAUCGGUGGUGGAGGUUCGCGCCGAGACUUGGCUUUCGAGCAGAAAGGAUUGACUCCUGAAGAGAUGAUGCGGCUUCCGACCGGGCCGAAAGAGCGGUCUGCAGAAGAAAUGCAAUACGGGAGGAUAGGCGGUGGUUUCUCGUCGUACGGAGGCGGUCGGUCUGGCGGAGGUCCUAGGAUGAGGGAUAGAGAAGCCGAUGGUGACGGUUCAUGGGGGAAUAAUCGGAGAUCUUACGGUGGAUUUGAUGAUGAUCGUAGAGGUCCGCCUUCUCGGGGCCCGGAAUACGAACAAACAUCUAGGGCUGAUGAGGUUGAUAAUUGGGCAAUGGCGAAGAAACCUAUGACUCCUUCAUUUGAUGCUGGUAGUAGACCUAACCGCUACAGUUCUCUUGGUGGAGGCGGCGGUCUUAGCGCAGGAGGAGGAGGAGGGGGAUUUUCUAGGGCUGAUGAGAUUGACAAUUGGGCAAUGAAUAAGAAGCCUGUACCACCUGCUAGAUCCUCUAACUUCGGUUCUGGUUUUCGUGAUUCUGGAGGACCUGAACCUGACCGUUGGAGUAGGGGAGUUUUGCCUCGCGAUGGCAACCAGGAACGGCUACCAGAGCGCCGCCGUUUGGUACUCGAUCCACCUAAGGGUGAAAGUUCUCUGACUCAGCCCAUCGUCAAGACGAAUAAACCAAAUCCUUUUGGGAAUGCAAGGCCGAGAGAAGAGAUAUUGGCCGAGAAAGGUUUGGAUUGGAAGAAAGCGGAUUUAGAACUUGAAGCUAAGAAAAUCAACAGUCGACCCACAAGCUCUCAUUCUAACAGCAGGCCUGGGAGUGCACAUUCUGGGAGGUCUGCAGAGGGUUCAGUUUCAUUACAGGGAUUAGAGAAGCCGAGGCCUAAGGUGAAUCCUUUCGGUGAUGCUAAGCCUCGGGAAGUCUUGCUUCAGGAGAAAGGUGUUGAUUAUCGGAAGAUUGAUUCAGAGUUGGAGCGGCGGCGCCUUGGCAGGUCGGAGACAGAGGCAGAAAAAAACUUAAAGGAAGAAAUAGAUAAUUUGAGAAGGGAGUUUGAGAAAGAGUCUCCUUCAAAUGUAGAGUUACAUGAUAUGAUAAUUGAGAAAGAAAGGGAACUGGAACAGUUAAGCCAUGAUCUGGAUGAUAAACUUCGGUUCAGUCAAAAGAGCUUUGAAAGACCAGGUUCUGGAGCAGGAAGACCACCCUCUCAAUCUGGUUCCUUUGAUGAAUCCAGAAGUGUUGACUUUUCAGAGAGGCCUCAAUCCCGUGACGACAGAAGAAGAGGUUUUGGUGGAACUGGAAAAGAUAGAGGUUUUUUGGGUAACACUGAUCUUGCCAGGCCUAACUCAAGGGAGAGAUGGUGACAAGUAGAAAAGUAAGGAGGGAGGAAUAAAAAAAUAUAAAAUUUUGGUGUUCCAAGGAGAAGAGAAAGAGGCUUCUAACUUUAAAGAAGAAGUGAAAGUGAAAGUGAAGUAAGUGUGUUGUUACAAGUAAGUGUAAACAAAGCUUCUUUCCAUUGAUUUGCUGAAAAAGGAAGGACUAAGGAGGAGUUAGCUGUCUUGUGUUACUUAUUAUUAAUACUCUUCAUUUUGAUUGUACAUCUCGAAUG